Pseudozyma flocculosa PF-1 is the source of this 1188-nucleotide messenger RNA. RefSeq lists its product as uncharacterized. The coding region runs from base 1 to 1188 and encodes 395 amino acids. The transcript is spliced from 3 exons. Lineage: Eukaryota; Fungi; Basidiomycota; Ustilaginomycetes; Ustilaginales; Ustilaginaceae. The record is from RefSeq and is a predicted model, not a curated record.
AUGUCUGCACCGGCUGCCGCUGCCACCGCCCCCGCCGAGGGCGCCGAGACCAAGGUCGAGAACUUUGCCGAUGUCACAUUGACAAAGUACAAGCUGGCCGGCGAGGUCAGCGCCAAGGCCAUCAAGACGGUCAUUGCCGCCAUCAAGGAGGGCGCCACCGUCAUUGACCUGUGCCAGCUCGGCGACAAGGCCGUCGAAGAGGGCACCGCCGCCGUCUACAAGGACAAGAAGGUGCUCAAGGGCCUCGCCUUCCCCACCACCGUCUCGAUCAACAACAUCGUGUGCAACUACGCGCCGCUGGCCACCGACGAGGCCGCCUCGCAGGCGCUCAAGGCCGGCGACGUCGUCAAGAUCCAGCUGGGCGCGCACAUCGACGGCCUGGCCACCGUCAACGCCGAGACGGUCGUCGUGGGCGCCACGGUCGACAAGCCCGUCACGGGCCGGACGGCCGACGCCAUCAAGGCGGCGCACGUCGCCGCCGACGUCGCCAUCCGGCUCAUGAAGCCCGGCGCGCUCAACCACGACAUCUCCAAGCAGGUCGAGGCCGCCAUUGCCGAGUUUGGCGUCAAGGCCAUCGAGGGGAUGCAGACCAACCAGUUCAACAAGAACGAGAUCGACGGCAAGAAGAAGAUUGUGCUCAACGCCGAGCCCUCGUCGCGCCCCGACGCCGCCAAGCUCGAGGAGGACGAGGUGUACGGGCUCGACAUCAGCGUCACGACGGGGCCCGACGGCAAGACCAAGUCGGACGAGUCGCGCACCACCAUCUACAAGAAGACCAACAGCACCUACAUGCUCAAGAUGGCCACGUCGCGCAAGGUGUUUAGCGAGAUCCAGAAGAAGGCGGGCACCUUCCCCUUCAACGUGCGCUCCCUCGACGACCAGCGCCGCGCCCGCAUGGGCGUAAAGGAGUGCGCCAACCACGGCCUCGUCGUCCCCUUCAACGUCCUCCACGACGGCACGCCCGGCGCCGUCACGGCCCAGGUCUUCCUCACGGUCGCCGUCAACGCCAAGGGCGCCAUCCGCCUCACCCCGGCCCCCACCUGGUACAGCGCCCAGGUCGUCAAGAGCGAAAAAGAGGUCCAGGACGACGCCAUCAAGGCCAUCCUCGCCACCUCGGUCCGGUCCACCAACAAGAAGAAGAACAAGUCGGCCAAGAAGGACGACGCCGCCGCCCCCGCGUCGGCCUAA